AUGAAUACUUAACCGCAUCAAAGCAGGAUGGACCAAAUCAACUUCCAGCAGCCUGAUGAGUACCCUAUCUUCAAGAAAUCGGUGAGCAUUGCGCAGAGCGAUGAAAGUAACAGUCCCCUCAGGAACUACAUUCAGCCUGAUCCAGUUCUGGACGAGGAUACAAUCGAUAAUGAGCAAUAAUAGAACGAAUAUGAGAGCCAAGCUCAGUAAUAGCAGCAAUAGUUUUAGCAAUACCAGCCACUUCUUUAACCCCCUAAAAUCAAGCAAUAAACUGUCAGUACUAGCUUUGCUUAGCCAAAAGUAGAUACAAAUAUCUAAAAGCCAAUCUAACUCUAGUAGAAAUAGCAGUGCUUGCAGCCAACUCAACAACAAUAUUCAUUUUAGCAGUAAAAUGUGAGUUAAGUUCCGAUCAUUACGAGACUUCCUCAUCACUCGCGCGUUAGAAGCUUCGUUGUUGCUAAUCACGAUGAUAGCACGAAGUCUCAGUCAAUGAUGAACUUGAGCCCACAGAUAAAUGAUCACUUAACCAAUACAAAUAACAACACAGAUAUCAUCAAUGAGAUGAUUUAGUUAAGCAUCCAAAAGCAGCAGCUAGAGAGGAAACAGCAGUAAAUCUAGAUUCAAAGACUUCAACAAGAGCUCAAUGAAAUUAACAAUGAGCUGGCAAGAUAAGAGCUCAAGAUUAAGUAUGAGAGUGUGAAGCUGCAAUAUAAUAUGAACAGGAACUAUAAACUUAAAGCCACACUCCUCUACAGUGUAAUACUUGUACUUUUGAUGAUGCUUCACAAUCUAUACAAAGGCAGGAGUAUAUCGAUGUUGGGUCAAGUGAGUUUGCUCGAUGGCUUGCAUAAUGAGUCACUUGAUGCGGAAUAAAAUGAAAUAAUCGUUAUUUCGAAUGACUUAGCAAUUGAAGAUGAUACUACCCAUAUCAAUGAGAAUGUGAAUCCAUAGAUUUAUCUUGGAGAAGAUUUUGAUUAUAGGCAAGUGAAAAACAUGGCAUUUACUUUUAACUAAUAGAAAGCUUCACAAACUUUGAAUUAUGACAAGAAUAUAGUUUAAAAUAAGAUGAGAAAAAUGAUGGCAGAUUUAUAUAGCUAUAACUCAACAAUAUUUGCCAGAUAUCAAAACUACCUUUAAGAUCCAUAUCGAUUAAUCAAUCAUAGAAAAUCAUAAUUAAAAAUGCAAAAAAUCAAAACUCCCCUCAAAAGCUAUCAGAGCAUUUAGAUGCAAGAUGAAUUGUCUAAUUAUCUAACCUAAACUGAUAUGGUAAUAGAGCCAAUAAUUAGAAAGCUUGUUGAAAUAGGGGGUUAUUAGCAACAUCAUUAUGUCUCAAUUAUUUUGAAUAACUUGGAGGUUGACAUUUAGACUUGCAAGAGCAAAAUAGCUUAAAAAGCAAGUUAGUUUAUGAGAGAUAAAGCUGAAUAAGAACUCCAUUCCAUUGAUGAUUACACAUUUUCAGAGUCUAGUAUAAGAAAGUAGAUCCUAAGUCUGAGGAUCGAAUUAGACUCAGUAAUACUUGAUGAUUGCUUUUAAAAUUUUAAAGAUCAAACAUAAGUAAUAAUGCAAAAGUUGGAGGUCUAUAGAAAUUGA
This is a messenger RNA of Stylonychia lemnae, 1590 nucleotides long. The record is from the annotation of a GenBank genome assembly. Lineage: Eukaryota; Ciliophora; Spirotrichea; Sporadotrichida; Oxytrichidae.